AUGCCAACUCGGUUCAAUUUUAAAUUGAAAGCAAAGUGCGUCAAAUUCACCGUCGCGCACGCUCAAUUCAUAGCCGAGAAAAUGGAACUGAACGCCUCAAUGAAAACAAAAAUAGCAUCACUUUCACUCUCAAGCCUUCGAGUCAUCGACUUGGAAAAUAAGUCGGAGUGCGCCGUCUCAGGAGAUGGACAAAAGUGUUUUGAGGCGUCUGUUGACUAUACUAAUAAACUUGCGUUUGCAUUACGAUUUUACUCGCCGACCAUCGUCUUAAUUCCGAAAUUUAUCAAUCAUACAUUGGAAGCAAUUACACCUGCGAUUAACGGGUUUCUCAAAUUAAAUUCCACUGAUGAACAAAACAAACAAAAACAGAAAUUGAACGACUUGAAAACGCCGAAAAAGAGAGAUACAAUAACUAAACUGCCAUCAGUCCCAACUAAAGGUACUCGAGAGAAGCAAACAAAAAAGAUUGAUACCAUUGCAAAGUGUGAAAAAUCUUUAAAUAAACACGAAGAAGUGGAAACUAUAAUUAAAGAAUCAAAAAAUUCGACGAAUAUUGAGGUGAACUUGAUUUGCACCAACUUUAACAUCUUUUUUAAGAAUUAUGAUGGAAACGAAUUAAUUGUAUACUCGUCAUUUGAGUCAAAUUUGUCAAUUAAAGAUGGAGAAAUGGAGUCUUUCAACUUCUUCACAAACGAUUGCGGCCUCAUAGGAACAACUCCACAACGAAAAGAGUCUGUGGACAUCGCCAAAAUCAAGGAAGUCACAUUGGCAAUAACCACUAUUGGACAACCCGAUGUGAGAGUCAACAUAUCACAGAUAUUUGUGAGGUUUUCUAAUAGAGAUUUGGACAACACUCUCAAACUAUUGAAGGACUUUGACCAGAGUCUCCGGUCACUCACACUUCUAUCAAACGAUUCAGCUGUUACACAAAAAAAGGAAAUUGACACGACACAAGGGUUGGUAUUGGAAGAGACGUAUGUGAAUACAAAAGUUGUCACUCAAGACGAGUUUAAAAUGCCUAAACUGAACUUUUCAUUGAGUGUUGGGAAGGUUAAUAUCGACUUGAUCAGCGAGUUUGUAUCUGAACAAGGGAAGACUAUCGACUCAUUUCCUGCUCUUGUUUUCACGACAAAAAACACGGUCAUAUUUUUAAAGAAUCAAAGACUUGACUUGAAAAUCACAGAGACGGGAAUUGAAUAUACCAAAGUGACGAAGUCCGGAUAUACUAAAGAGCCGCUUGUUGAACUAUUUGACAUCUCGAGUGAAUGUGAAAUACCCCACUUCAACAUCUUCAUAAGUCCAGCAGACUUUUUGCUUGUGGACAUAACGCCAGAAUUUGUUGGAUCAAUGAACUCCCUUUUUGAGAAUUGGGCAAAGGCAAUCAACGCGGAGUUUUACAAGUCGCGUGGAUUGUGUAAAGUUACCAAUUUGACUGGAGUCCAAAUGGAUUUUUACACAAAGGGGAUGAAGUUCGCAAUACAGAACGAUGCAACUGUUGAAGUCCCUAUUAUCACAGACAAUGAGGCGGUUGUUAAAAUAGAAGAUAACGACGACAUCUACAUCACUUCGGGAUUUAAUAGAAGAAAGAGUGUCGAAGCGUUGAGUGAGA
Molecule: messenger RNA, 1609 nt
Organism: Entamoeba invadens IP1
Lineage: Eukaryota; Evosea; Mastigamoebida; Endamoebidae
Exons: 1
Source: RefSeq, a predicted model, not a curated record